This is a messenger RNA of Capronia epimyces CBS 606.96, 963 nucleotides long. RefSeq lists its product as uncharacterized. NCBI's taxonomy places the organism in Eukaryota, Fungi, Ascomycota, Eurotiomycetes, Chaetothyriales, Herpotrichiellaceae. The transcript has 2 exons. The coding region runs from base 1 to 963 and encodes 320 amino acids. The record is from RefSeq and is a predicted model, not a curated record.
AUGACUUUUCAUCCCGACACUCUCCCUAAUCUCCAGGGCAAAGUAUUCAUAGUGACAGGUGGGAACUCCGGCAUAGGCUACUACACUGUGUCCCACCUAGCAGAACAUGGCGCCCACGUUUACAUGGUCGCCAGAUCCCUAGAGAAGGGCACAGCAGCGAUCGCCAGCAUCAAGAAAAUGCACCCUUCAGCCAACAUCGACCUUCUGCAAAUGGACCUCAUGGACCUCACCAGCGUCGUUGCGGCUGCCAAUCAUUUCCUCGCCCUCGAAACAGCCCUACAUGGGCUGGUCAACAACGCAGGCAUUAUGGCGACGCCUUUCCAAAUGACCAAAGAUGGCCACGAGGCCCAGUGGCAGACCAACUACCUCGCGCACUGGGUUUUGACGGAACACCUGCUUCCUCUGAUGCUACGUACCGCCAAGGGCCUUCCUCCAGGCAGCGUGCGCAUCGUCAACCUCAGUUCAUCGGGCCACCUGGGCGCACCCAAGGGUGGCAUCAAUUUCAAAGACCUAUCGCUCAAGGAUGGCGGCCCGUGGUCGCGGUACGGACAGAGCAAGCUCGCCAAUAUUCUACACACCAAAACCCUGCACAAGACGUACGGCCCCGGCUCUCCCAGUGCGCGGAGCAGAAAUGGCGAGAUCUGGGUUUCAUCUGUGCAUCCGGGUCUGGUCGAGACGAACCUCGCCACGUCGGUGGGGGAGUCGGGAUCGGGAAUUAUGAGUGUUUUCUCGGUCUUACGCUGGUUUGGAUUGCUAUGGCCCGCAGAUAAGGGGUCGUGGACCAGUUUGUUCUGUGCGGCGAGUCAAGAUAUGAAGGCGGAGCAGAGCGGCACGUAUUUCGAGAUUUUCCGGCGCUUUGGUGAGCCACGGUGGCAGAGCGGUGCUGCGAAGGAUGGACAACUUGCAGAGAGGUUGGACGAGUGGACUAGGGAGAUGAUGAAGAGGGAAAACUGGAUUGAGUAA